UGUGCAGUGAUUUGUAAACGUAUGGUUCCACAACAAAAAACUGCGAUUUUGAGUUACAGCGAAACUGUCCUUUAGCUUGUUGCUGCAAGGAUUGUUUGCAACGUUUACGGUGCGUCCAGGAUAUUCGAAGGCAAAGCGCGGAUCCCCGAUUUCAUGCCGUGACACGGGUUUUACGCAUCUUGGACUAGUUUCUUCGGGAAAGUAAAUAAUAGUCGUCAAUCUAGAGCAGAGUGAUUCUUCUGCAAAUAUUUAAACGGAUCAAACAGAAACAAACCACGAGCGGAAGGAUAACUCUUUCAUGAUUUUCGACUAACGCCAGUGCAAUCCUAUACUUUUCAUCAUGUCGGCUGGACCGUACAACUAUUCGUACAUUUUCAAGUACAUUAUUAUCGGUGAUAUGGGAGUUGGCAAAAGUUGCCUGUUGCAUCAAUUCACCGAAAAGAAAUUUAUGGCCAGCUGCCCGCACACGAUCGGGGUAGAAUUUGGGACGCGCAUCAUUGAGGUGGAUAAGCAGAAAAUUAAACUGCAAAUAUGGGACACGGCAGGACAGGAACGGUUCCGGGCGGUCACACGAUCGUACUAUCGUGGGGCAGCUGGUGCACUUAUGGUGUACGACAUCACCCGACGGUCAACUUACAAUCAUCUGUCCAGCUGGUUGACGGAUACACGCAAUCUUACGAACCCUAGUACUGUGAUAUUUCUGAUCGGAAACAAGUCCGACCUGGAGAGCACCCGUGAGGUGACGUACGAGGAGGCUAAGAGCUUCGCCGACGAACACGGGCUUCUUUUCGCAGAAGCCAGUGCAAUGACCGGUCAGAACGUGGAGGAAGCAUUUUUGGAAACGGCCAGAAAGAUCUACCAAAGCAUCAAGGAUGGCCGUCUGGAUCUGAACUCGUCCGAAACGGGCGUACAGCAUAAGCCGGCCCAAUCGCCCCGAACGACACUCAGCAACGAUGCGCAAGCAAAUAAGGAGAACUGCUCCUGCUAAAUCCUUAUAUACCUUCUGGUACCUCGGGGGCGUUCGUUGAGUAAGGAAUGGUCGAUGAAGUGUUCGCCAACUAUUCCAGGUGCGAUGGCAAAGGGAAAUGGAAGGAAGUUAAUUGUCAUGCCAAAAUUUGUUCCAAACAAAGCAAGAAAAACAAUCUGAACGAAGGAUAGAAAGUGAAUGUAUUUGGAAGCCGGCAUUGAGAGAGAUACAGAGAGUACCGGUGAAAACAUAUGGACGAACCAACGAUGUUGGCCGUUCAUACCAUUUCCGUUGUUGAUUUUUUUUCUGCCAAUUCGAAUAAGAAUUUUCCUUGUUUCCCUUUUACGUUCCGUAAGCUAAUUUGUUACUAGAUCAGAUUAUAUGAACCACAGAAAAGCAGCAAGUCGUCAGGAUAUUCCAAAACAGUUGCUGUUUUCCGGAAGCAGCCCGUUUUUCAAGUGAUGAUAUGAGAAGUAUACAAGCUUUUCACUGUUAGGCAACAUUUAGUAUUUUUAUGGUAAAUAUACUUAGGAGAAAAGAAUGUUAUUUAUCAUUUCCGGCCAAAUAAUCAUGCUUUCGUUUGUUUGAUUUUGGUUUGUUGAAAUUUAUUUUAUGUUGUUAUAUUCUAACCAUAUCCUACCAUAACCUCGAACAAAGAAAGAGACAGAUGCUGACGUGUCUAAUUUUUAAACAAUUCCUUAUGAUUUAUUAAAAAACAAAUGUAGUCGAUAAAUCAAACUAGAAAAAAUAAGACACUUGAACAGCAACAGUCAGUCAGUUUGGAUUCGGAUUUAGUUCAAAAAUAUUUUAUUAGCCAUGUAGUCUGGCAUAACACAGUUGGCGGUGCUCGUCGGAUCUCUUAUUGGCUUUUCAUGGCGCAUUAGGUGUUUUCUGCUGGGUGAUGCUAAGAAAAAACGAAAUCUCGAAAAAGGGAGUACAAAAAGUGGAUACUGUAAUCAGCCAGACAUAUUACGAAAACACGUGGUGCAAUAGAUGAGUAGUUCUUAUUAAGUUCAAUGUGGCGUUAUGUGCCCCGCAUGAAUCUUAUCAUCCUUAAAAAAAUGAUCCGUGGUUGAAAUAGGUUUGGUGUUAAAGAUUUAAUAAAGAGUACCAUAACAAUAACCACUUAUCCGAGAUCGCUGAUAGAAAAUAAAACAAAAAAGAACAAUUUAGAGAACUCCUUCCAUUCCCUUCGUAUUAUGAUUAAACAAA
Messenger RNA from Anopheles coustani, 2179 nucleotides. RefSeq names its product ras-related protein Rab-14 (gene Rab14). Gene Ontology annotation, molecular function: GTPase activity; GTP binding. Gene Ontology annotation, biological process: Golgi to endosome transport; phagosome maturation; endocytic recycling. Gene Ontology annotation, cellular component: Golgi apparatus; trans-Golgi network; recycling endosome. The transcript is spliced from 5 exons. NCBI's taxonomy places the organism in Eukaryota, Metazoa, Arthropoda, Insecta, Diptera, Culicidae. The record is from RefSeq and is a predicted model, not a curated record. Bases 341 to 988 code for a protein of 215 amino acids.